UGGUCUGCAGAACAGGCAGAUCUCCUAUGCGGUGUGGUGUGCCCACUGCCAGGGGUAGUCACACUGACAGUUUAAGUGCCUUCGCAGUCACUGAAGAAGAUUCAAGCCGAGGCUGAUUGUUUCCUGUGGAUUGAAGCCGAGGGAAAACCUGCCACAGCAGUACUUACUGACCCCUUGAUUUCUGCUGCUUCUUUUAUCGCGCCACAGACUGACAGCCGCGUCGUCACCGUUGAGCCGUUCUAGGAGCUUCUGUAUGUUAUCUGUUCCUUUCACGAGACUGCUACUAACGAGACUGCUACUAGAUUACGGACAACCAUCCGUUGUUGCUGUGUGUUGGCUGCUACGUUUUCUCCGACGUUGACUUCCUCUAACCCAACAUUGCCCAGCGUUGACUGCAUUCCACACUUAAUUGACCAGCACUUCCUCUUCUCUGCUAGAACUCGCUAUUUCUAGCAACCUCCGGCGCCGGAGGUCGCGAUCCUCUGUCCCUUCGCAUCCAUCUUCAUAGCACCUGCACCAGCGAAUUCCUCGAGGAUUCCGGAUUCCUGAAUCCUGAAACUGCAACAAAUGGCAUCAGUCGCAUUGAACCCUCCCCGGCACUGCUGGCGUGUCUCGCGGCCUCUUCCCGCCGUGAUUCGCGCGUCCGCGUGUCGCAAGGGAGGUAUCAGUCAGCUUAAGAGCAGCCAUAGACGGCUUCUCGUGCUUACUGCGAAGCCGAAAUGGCGAUACGUGGCGUUCAAGCGUAGCAGCCAUAAAUGCCACGCCUCUCACGCCGAGUUCAACGGACGGUCUCAAUUCUCCCAAAGCGGACCAGGCAGCGGGUCCUCUCGCCGGAGUCAGGAGCCGUCAGCUGCUGCUUCAUCCUCACCGUCAGCAUCUCGCUACGAACGAGCGAGUCAGCAUGAGGGAGCACGGCGGUAUGAGAGACGAACUGCGCGAGGAACCGUUAGAGGAAACGCUCUCAAUGGCUCUGGACGGCCCGCCUCCCCUGACUCCUCUUGGUCUCCCUCCUCGUCCCCCUACUCCGCCAACUCCGCUAACUCCGCCAACUCCGCCUACUCCUCCGCUUACUCCGCCUAUUCCACCAUGCAUUCUCACGCCUCCGCCUGCUCCGCCGACUCCUCCAAUUCCGCCAAUUCCGCCCAUUCCUCCCCACACUCUCCCUCCUCGCCCGAUUCACCCGAAUCAACUGCUUCGCCUGCUGCUGCGGCUGCUGCUGGGGAGGCUUCUGAGGAGUUUCCUUUCCACUCGCAUCACACAAUCCUGGACGUUGAUCAGGUUGAUCCGACGGCGGCUGACGCUGCGUGGGGUGGGCUGGACCCCGCUGCAGCGGCAGCAGCGUGGAAACAGAGCUUCCUUAAGCGGGUCGUUGAUACAAUCACCGAUUCUAAGUACUUCAAUCUGCAGACAGCUGGAUGGCUCAUGGCAGGCGCUGCCACGGCUGCAGUGGGCGUGCAGGUCACAGCGCACAUCAUUCAGGCAAUCGAAUCCGUGCCUCUGCUAGCUGCGCUUGAGAUUCUCAUUGGCGCUUCCGUCACCACCAACGUAGCCACCACCAUCGCUGGAGGAGGAGAAGCGCGCGAGCGCCUGGAGCAGCACUGGGACGAGUUUGUGCGGCGGGUCACGGGCACUUACGGGCUAUCCGACCCUGCUUUUGAUGAAAUUGACGCUCAAGGGGACCUUGAGGCGCAAAUCCAGCAGUUGCUGUCAGAAUGCAGCGCGCUUAUAGCGGAGACAGCAACGCAGCAUCAGAAGAAGCAACCAGAAACGAUGCUUAGGGGAGCCGCGAAGCAGGGAGAGGUGGGGAUUGAAGACUUCCAGGAGAAAGGAGAGGGGAAGGAGGAGAAAGCCGAGGGCGGGAAGGGGGAGAAUGCGGAGGGGACAGAGGAGAAGAAGGAGGGGGGGGAGGAGGUGGUGGCAGUGAGGAAGGCGGAGCUGGUGCGGGUGUUAUCGGAGUUUGUGGAGAGGCGGGAGGGCCGGACGAGGCGAGCGAACCGCCUGCUGCAGCAGGAGGUGCAGGCGGGGCGAGGCUUACAGGAGCGCGUGGGCGAUCUCAGCAAGGCUCUCGAAGUUCGAACGCUGGCAUCAGUGGCAGCAGCACAGAACGUGGCAAAGCUGCAGGCACUCAACGACUCCCUGCAGGCGGAGCGCAACAGUGUGAUGAGUCAGCUAUCUGGGCUGACCAAUCAGAUCACAGGGCUGUCCACGUCACUGGAUGUGCUGACGAGGCAGCAGGACUCCGUGUCCCAGUCCAACACCGUGCUCCGCACUCGCCUGCGCAAGGCCCUGCUGGAGAAGCGACAGCUGGCGCAAUCAUUGCGGGCGGCGCACCGCGUGCAGAGCGAGCGGGCGCGAGACGUGGAGGGGCAGCUGAGGGCGGUGGGAGCCCAGCUGCGGGCGAGCGAGGGGGCCAUGCUGCAGCAGCGGCGGACAGAGGAGGAGGGCUUGCAAGCAUACCUCUCCCAGCACGGUGCAAUUACGGCGCAGCGCAACGCAGCAGUGGUGCAGGCGAGCGAGUUGGAGCAGCGGGUGGCGUCGGUGGAGGCUCGGCUGAAGGAGGUCACUCACUCCCGCGACCACCUCUUCAUCACCAACCAUGAGCUGAACACGCGCCUGACAGCAGCCAUGGGCGAGAACCGGCUGCUCCAGCAGCGGGUGGAGCAGCUGCAGCGCACUAGCCGGCACUCAGCUGCUGCCUUCAGAGACAGGGAGAGCACCCUGAAGCAGCACCUGGCGGAUCGACAUGCUGAGCUGGCAGCCUCACGCCAGCAGGCGGCUGCUGAGCUGGCGCAAGUGACGUCCCGGCUGGAAGCUGAAGUGCGAGCAGCACAGGAGCAGGUGGUGGAGAGCAAGGGCGAGGUACGGUGGCUGGAGGCACAGGUGGAGGCGUUGCGGGGAGAGGGGGAGCUGCACACAGCACGGUUGAGAGCUGCUGUGGCUGCUGCCGAGAGCAGGGCACAAGAGGAAUCGCAACGAGCCAAUAAGCUGCAAGCGUUGCUAGCAGAGAGCAAGGAGACGUCAGAGAGGGAGAGGAAGCUUCUAGAAGAUAAGGUCGCCUCGCUACAGUCCAAACUCAGCGAGACAGAAUCCAAGCUGGCUUCUACAGUGAACAGUGCCAUAGCAGCUGCCCGAUCAGCACUCCUGCUGCCCACCCCUGCCUCACCAGUAGACGCCUCGUUAUUGUCUUUUGAAGGGUUUGGAAACAGCAGUGAUUAUGCUGGUACACUCAACGGUAGCACCAGUGGUACCACUUCCAGCAGUGACAGCAUUGACUAUGCCGAUACACUCAACAAUAGCAUCACUGCCAGUGCCAGCAGCACCAGCGGCGCCAGCAGCAGCAGCAGCAGCACUGCCAGCAGCCGGAGCGGGGGAGAGAGGGGAGAGACCAGCAGUAACCCAAGCUCUGCUACAAGUCCAGCCACGGAUGGUGGUAUGGAGGUAAUGGGGUUCGGCGCAGGGAGCACAGAGAUUGCGGAUCUAGCCAAGGAAGGAAGCACAGCGGCGGGAGAGUUAGGCACACGGGGGGGCACAGGCCAGGAGAGUAAUGAGGAGGUGAAGGGAGAAGCCAGUGAGGGCAGUGAAGAGGUAAAGGGGGCAGCCAGUGAGGGCAGCGAAGAGGUGAAGGGAGGAGGCAAGGAGGACAGUGAAGAGGGAGGAGCAGGCAAUGAGGACAGUGAGGAGGUUAAGGGAGAAGCCAAUGAGGGCAGUGAAGUGGUGACGGAUUUAGCCAACGAGGGAGGCACAGGCACCGAGAACAGUGCAGAGGUGAAGGGAGUAGUAGGCAAAGGGAGCCGGAGCAGCUCUAGGGGAAGAGCGAGAGGCACGCGCAAGAGCAAGGCUGCUGCUAUGGCUGAGCUUGCUGCUGCUGGUGGUGCCGGUGCUGGUGCUGAUGUGGACAAAUCUGCGCUUGGGGCAGCUGUUGAUGCAAAGGGGACUGAUCUGGGCACACCCAACGAGAACGACUUGAAGGUGUAUGCUCGAGCCAUCUUCCCCGCUUAUGUGUCCCUGGAUGCGUCUAUCAUGGAGCAGAGCCGAGGAGUAACAGCCAUGGUUCAGGACAUGGUCAAGAUGGGGGCUGACAAGGCAUGGGCGAAGCGCUAUGUGGAGGAAAAUCUGCUAAAACCCGCCCUGACACAAAGAGUAGCCGCUGCUGCUGCCCAUGCAGUGGGUACUCGCCGUGGGAGGAAGCAAAGAAGUCAAGCUGUUGUAGCUGAGUCUAACAUUGACAGUCAACCUGUAGGUGGCAGUGAGUCACGUAGCACUGGGGACUUGGAUGACAGGUUUGUUGUGCAAUAGCCUUGGAGGGGUUGAAAAUCAUAUAGAGGAUUGAUUAAAUCCUUCAUUUUCUUAAUAUUGCUUAGCCGAGUGGCUAAAGCCUUGCCUUCGUUU
Messenger RNA from Closterium sp. NIES-67, 4389 nucleotides. The record is from the annotation of a GenBank genome assembly. NCBI's taxonomy places the organism in Eukaryota, Viridiplantae, Streptophyta, Zygnematophyceae, Desmidiales, Closteriaceae.